Molecule: messenger RNA, 1434 nt
Organism: Penicillium griseofulvum
Lineage: Eukaryota; Fungi; Ascomycota; Eurotiomycetes; Eurotiales; Aspergillaceae
Gene: ppt1
Product: protein serine/threonine phosphatase PPT1
Exons: 5
Coding region: 1-1434 (477 amino acids)
Cellular component (GO): cytosol; nucleus
Molecular function (GO): protein binding; protein serine/threonine phosphatase activity
Source: RefSeq, a predicted model, not a curated record
AUGGCUACCGAUCAAGAAGUGGCCACUGCGCUUAAGGUGCAGGGCAAUAAGGCCUUUGCUCAGCACGACUGGCCAGUCGCAGUCGACUUUUAUAACCAGGCUGUGGCCAAAUUUGACAAGGAUCCAUCCUUUUUCUGCAACCGGGCCCAGGCUCAAAUUAAGCUCGAAGCUUUCGGCUUUGCUAUUGCGGACGCUACCAAGGCAAUCAAAUUGGAUCCCAACUAUGUGAAGGCUUACUGGAGACGUGCCCUCGCAAAUACCGCCAUCCUAAGCUACAAGGAGGCCUUGAAGGACUUCAAGGCUGUGAUCAGACUCGAGCCCGGCAACCAGAAUGCUCGGUUGAAGGCUGCCGAGUGUGAGAAGCUCGUGCGCCGAAGAGAGUUCGAGCGCGCCAUUGAGAUUGCAGACCCGCCUUCUGCUUUUGCGGAUCUGGACAUUGAUGCUAUCAAGGUUGAGGACGGUUAUGACGGUGUGCGCCUUGGCGAGGAAAUGUCGCAGGAGUUCAUCGAUGAUAUGAUUCAACGCUUUAAGGAUGGAAAGAAGAUCCAUCGCAAAUAUGUCUUCCAGAUCAUCAAGGCCGUGAAGGAUCUAGUAUACAACGAGCCUACGAUGGUGGAAAUUGGCGUGGAAUCGGGCAAGAAGCUGACAGUCUGCGGUGAUACGCACGGCCAAUACUUCGAUUUGCUCGAGAUCUUCCGACGAAACGGCGCUCCCUCCGAUACUCACGCUUACCUCUUCAACGGUGACUUUGUUGACCGUGGCUCCUGGUCCUGCGAAAUCGCACUGCUGCUCUAUGCAUACAAGUGGUUGCGUCCCAACGGCCUUUACCUUAACCGCGGUAACCACGAGACGGAUGAUAUGAAUAAGGUCUACGGCUUUGAAGGCGAGUGCAAGGCCAAAUAUAACGAGCGGGUCUUCAAGGUGUUCUCCGAGUCCUUCUCGGCUCUGCCGCUGGCCACCUUGAUUGGUGAGAAGUACCUUGUCCUACACGGUGGUCUCUUCUCCGACGACAAAAUUAAGUUGGAUGAUAUCCGCAAGCUCAACCGUCACAACCAACGGCAGCCUGGCCAAGCGGGCCUGAUGAUGGAGAUGCUCUGGACUGACCCGCAGACCGAGGUUGGCCGCGGCCCCAGCAAGCGUGGUGUCGGUCUUCAAUUCGGCCCUGAUGUGACUAAGCGCUUCUGUGAAAACAACGGCCUAGAGGCUAUUAUUCGUUCCCACGAAGUGCGGAUGGGUGGCUAUGAGGUCGAGCACGAUGGUCGUUGCAUCACCGUCUUCUCCGCUCCUAAGUACUGCGACUCAACUGAAAAUAAGGGUGCUUAUAUCAACAUCGGCCCCGAGCUCAAGCUUGCAUAUGAAGUUUUCGAGGCAGUGCCACACCCCGAUAUCAAGCCGAUGGCCUACGCGAAUAACUCUAUUCUUUCGGGAAUGUGA